Molecule: messenger RNA, 3121 nt
Organism: Cavia porcellus (domestic guinea pig)
Lineage: Eukaryota; Metazoa; Chordata; Mammalia; Rodentia; Caviidae
Gene: Fbxo24
Product: F-box protein 24
Molecular function (GO): protein binding
Source: RefSeq, a predicted model, not a curated record
GGAUUUAGCUCAGCGGCAUAAGUGCCUCCCUUGCAAGCAGGCAGUCGUGAGUUCGAUCCCCGGUACUGAUAAAAAGGAAAAAGACAAAAAAAAAAAAAAAAAAAAAAAAAGAAUUGUGCUGAGUUGCUGGGUUCCUCUGUCGGCCAGGUAGUCAGAGCAGGGUCCCCUCAACUCCCCACCUGUCAAGCUGUCCUACAUUUUUAUUUCUUCUUUUCCAAGUUUGUACUCUUGAGCUACAAAUUCCUGGAGGACUCGACUGGCUGAGUUGCAUAAGAUUCACAUUUUCUCUACAGCAUUGGUGCUGAAAAGACCUCAUGAGGAAAAAUCUACCUCCUGCAAGUCAAGGCCUCAUCUCUUAGGAGUGUACACUUUUUUCUCCAGUGUCAUGCAUGAGCCACCCAGCUAGGCAUGAGCUAAAACCCAUCAGCCAGGUCCCAGACCACAUUCAGGAGAAUAGGUCACAGUGGCUGGACAGUGAGGUCACAGAGAGGUUUGUUUGGCUUAAACUCCAUAAGGGAGGGGCCCAAGAGGUUACCCAGGCCCAGACAGGGGACAUGGUGUGGGAAAGGCAGUGGGGACAGGGCCCAGAGAGAUGAGGGCAGGAGCAGGGUAGGGGGGACAGUCAGGAUGGUGAGGAGAAGCCGGAGACAGAAGCUGCAAAAAUUGACUGGGCUGUGCGGCCGGGAGGAGGGUCUCCGGGUGAAGCGGAGCUGUCCUUCUUGUGGCCCAGAGCAUGGGGGUAAAGAGAAGAAAGAAAGAGGGAACUGUAUUUCUGUUCAGUUGUUCCCCCCAGAGCUGGUGGAGCACAUCAUCUCAUUCCUCCCAGUAAGAGAUGCAGUGGCCCUAGGUCAGACCUGCCGAUACUUCCACGAAGUGUGUGACACCGAGGGUGUGUGGAGGCGCAUCUGCCGCAGGCUUAGUCCACACCUGCGGGAGCAGGGUUCUGGAGUCCGGCCCUGGAAGAGAGCGGCUGUUCUGAACUACACGAAGGGGCUGUAUUUCCAGGCAUUUGGAGGCCGUCGCCGAUGUCUCAGCAAGAGUGUGGCCCCCUUGCUAGCCCAUGGCUACCGCCGCUUCUUGCCCACCAAGGACCACAUCUUCAUUCUUGACUACCUGGGAACCCUCUUUUUCCUCAAAAAUGCUCUGAUCUCCUCCACCCUUGGCCAGAUCCAGUGGAAACGGGCAUGUCGCUAUGUCGUAUUGUGUCGUGGAGCCAAGGAUUUUGCCUCUGACCCAAGAUGUGACACGGUUUAUCGUAAAUACCUCUAUGUCUUGGCCACUCGGGAGCAGUCGGGAGUGGCAGGCACCACUGGCGGCCGGUCCUGUGACUGCGUGGAGGUCUACCUGCAGUCCAGCGGGCAGCGGGUCUUCAAGAUGACAUUCCACCACUCCAUGAGCUUCAAACAGAUUUCGUUGCUUGGGCAGGAGACACAGCGGGCUCUGCUGCUCCUCACAGAGGAAGGAAAGAUCUACUCUUUGGUAGUGAAUGAGACACAGCUGGACCAGCCACGCUCCUAUACAGUUCAGCUGGCCCUCAGGAAGGUGUCUUGCUGCCUGCCACACCUGCGUGUGACCUGCAUGGCUUCCAACCAGAGCAGUGCCCUCUACAUCACAGACCAGGGAGGAGUGUAUUUUGAGGUGCAUACCCCAGGGGUAUAUCGUGACCUCUUUGGGACCCUUCAAGCCUUUGACCCCCUGGACCAGCAGAUGCCGCUUGCUCUCUCCCUGCCUGCCAAGGUCCUAUUCUGUGCUCUUGGCUACAAUCACUUUGGCUUGGUGGAUGAAUUUGGCCGAAUCUUCAUGCAGGGGAAUAACAGAUAUGGGCAGCUAGGAACAGGGGACAAAAUGGACCGUGGGGAACCCACACAUGUACCUUAUCUACAACGCCCCAUUGCCCUGUGGUGCGGCCUCAACCAUUCCCUGGUGCUGAGCCAGGACUCAGACUUCAACAAGCAGCUGCUGGGCUGUGGCUGUGGGGCCGGUGGCCGUCUCCCUGGCUGGCCUAAGGGGAGCGCCUCCUUCGUCAAGCUGCAGGUCAAGGUCCCUCUGUGUGCCUGCUCCCUCUGCUCCACUAGAGAGUGCCUCUACAUGCUGUCCAGCCACGACAUUGAGCACUGCUCCCUCUACCGGGACCUGCCAGCCACCUGGGCAGUGGACAGCCUGGAGCCCAACCUGGGGGCUGGAGCUGCCCACGACCCUGGGAGGACAGACUGGGCCUGCGAGGAAUAUCUCAGCCAGAUCCACAGUUGCCCCACAUUGCAGGACCGCGUGGAAAAGAUGAAAGAGAUCGUGGGCAACAUGCCCUUGGUGGCCGCACAGAAGGAUUUCUUCUGGCAGGCCCUGAACAUGCUGCAGAGGGCUGCUGGGGGGAUUGGUCCAGGCCCCUCGACCCCUAACAGCUGACCCCUCUCCUGGCCACCUCCCUGAUGGGACAGUGGCCCUGAGUCGGGAUCAGUGAGGAGUGGUGGUAGUGGACACACAGGGACGGAUUACAGGGGGAUGGGGAUUACAGCCAGACCUGGUAGGGUAAGGCAAAGAAUGAAGUUUUUAUAAAAUAUUCAGGGGCUGCCAGGUGGAGCCUCCAACCAGAUAUCAUGGACAAGAGAUUUGAUGGGUAAACAGAAUAAAAGGUUGAAAUAAGGCCUAGUUUGGAACCCUGGAGCCUGGGGGUACACAGGGCAGGGGAUGGGGUGCCUGGUACCUGGCAUGGUGGGUGAGGCAGAGCAGGAACGAUCAAAGUUUCUGCUGCUGAGAGCUGUUGGCACCUGAGUCCUCCAGCCUCCCUUCCCCUUCCCACUCCCAGACCUCAGCUGGUCUUUCUGACCAGCUCAGUGAGACCUUGGCUCAAAAUAAAAAAUGUUAAAAGUACUGGGGAUAUAGCUCAGCAUGAAGGCCCUCGGUUCAAUCCCCAAUAGUGGAAAAAAAAUUAUCCCCCAGGUAUAAGAGGGGAGACAGUAGAAAUGUGCAGCUGGGGAGAGGGUGGCCAAGACAUACAUGGGAGAGGCUCUCAGGAAGGGCAUCUUCUGAGUGCUGAGGAAGCAGGGGCUGGAGAGAGCUGGGUCCCCAGAAAAGGGCAGAGCUCUGCGCACAGGGUGCUCAGGCAUGUGGGACAAAGUGGGGU